CACACAGCUGACCAAUAUCCAGGCUUCGCAGGCAUGGUGACCGCCGUGGCAGCAUGGUCAAUCUGGGGAAGCGAUGUGUUCCCUGCCGAGACCGAUCCCAAAGGCAAUCCUGAAUCCUGGACUGAAGAUGAGAUGAGAAGAUGGCUGCGCGCAAGAGGUCUUUUGCCUAGCGACAAUGCAACACGCGAUGAAUUGUUAGAAAGAGUCAAAGCAAAUCUGCGUAUACCACGCAAAACUCAAUCUGCAGCGUCGCAGUCUUGAUGCUGCCGAAAAUGUGGUUUCCGAUCUCUCACUGAAAGAUGAAUUUUGAUCAAUUCGAUACUCCCUCGCUCAUUACUUUAUGUGACGACCUGAUCUACAUCCUUUAAUGACUCAUGUUUUCAAUUUGACUUGUCAUUUCUUCUAUUUGUACAUGUCAACGGAGCAAGAAAUCUCCCAUACCUCGUAAUAUCGUAACAGCUCAUGAUUAUCAUAUUCACCCACGCUGGGCACUUUAGUCCAUCACACACCAUUUCGACCAAACGGCAAAAUCAAACAACCAAACGGAAAUUCUGGCUCUGAAUCAGCCAGUCUCGCCGGCGCUUACGAUCAGAGCUCGGGUUUGGCACCAGCACGAACGUCUCGCUGAACCCGCGCGGCAGCAAGUCGCGGUUCUCUCCAUACCGCACGUUUCCACUGGCCAUGACGAGGAUAGACAUGUCCUUAACGGUCAUCUCGGAGGUGGGCUUGAGGCCUGUGGCGGUCGUGGUCGGGUAUGCGCGGUUGAUGAUCUGGCAGUCAAAGGACUGCACUUCGUAGAAUGCCUCGGGCAUCUGGUUCAGGAAGAUAUCCUGUACGGCGGCGCCAUCGGCAACCGUAUUGCCGUUGAAGAGGAUACUCGUGGGUGUAGGCAGGUAGAAGGAGGCGAUGGAACUGCGGUCGUUCUUCAGCGCAGGGUAGAAGCUGUUGAUCAGCUCGGUGGCGGC
Molecule: messenger RNA, 965 nt
Organism: Penicillium brasilianum
Lineage: Eukaryota; Fungi; Ascomycota; Eurotiomycetes; Eurotiales; Aspergillaceae
Source: the annotation of a GenBank genome assembly